GGGGCAGUGUAGUGUGUCUGGGUCAGUUGAGUGUCUGUAUAGAAACUCCCAGCCUUGAAAAGGACACCCUGUUCCCAGGCCUGAAGAUAUUGAAACAUUAAUUAGAUACUUUAAAGUAGUGCUUCCUUUUACAAUGUCUGAAGAAGUGACCUACGCGACACUCACAUUUCAGGAUUCUGCUGGAGCAAGAAAUAACCGAGAUGGAAAUAACCUAAGAAAAAGAGGGCAUCCAGCUCCAUCGCCCAUGUGGCGCCACACUGCCCUGGGUCUGCUAACUCUUUGCCUGGUGUUGCUGAUUGGGCUGGUGACAUUGGGGAUUAUGUUUUUGCAGAUAUCUAAUGAAAUUAACUCAGGUUCAGAGAUAUUGAGUCAACUUCAGAAAACCGUCGACCAGCAGCAGGAUAACUUAUCCCAGCAACUGGGCAACUCCAAUAACUUGUCCACAGAGGAGGAAUUUCUCAAGUCACGGAUCUCCAGUCUACUGAAUAGGCUGGAACAAAUGGCCGUCAAACUGUGCCAAGAGCUAAUCACUCAUACGUCAGACCACAGAUGUAAUCCAUGUCCUAAGAUGUGGCAAUGGUACCAAAAUAGUUGCUAUUAUUUUACCACAAAUGAAGAGAAAACCUGGACUAACAGUAGAAAGGACUGCAUAGACAAGAACUCCACCCUAGUGAAGAUAGACAGCUUGGAAGAAAAGGAUUUUCUUAUGUCACAGCCAUUACUCAGGUUUUCGUUCUUUUGGCUGGGAUUAUCCUGGGACUCCUCUGGCCGAAGUUGGUUCUGGGAAGAUGGCUCUGUUCCCUCUCCAUCCUUAUUUAGUACUAAAGAACUUGACCAGAUCAAUGGAUCCAAAAGGUGUGCUUAUUUUCAAAAAGGAAACAUUCAUAUUUCUCGCUGUAGUGCUGAGAUUUUUUGGAUUUGCGAGAAGACCGCGGUCCCAGUGAAGACUGAAGAUUUGAUUAGUAUGUUUCUUCCAAAUUCCCCAAGAAGCAGGAGUUUUGUGAGUGAUCCCAUGUGAGGAAAGAGGAAACUACAAUACCAGAGCCAAGAACAGCUUUCAAAAUGACUGUGUGUUUACAUCCUCAGACAAAUGAACUUGCUUAACGGAACAUUCUCCAGUCCCUUGUCUGAUGCCUUCUGCUUUUAUGUUAUUAUUCAGUCUUAAAAUGAUCCUUGGGGACCAAGGGGAACAGCCAUACUAUGGCCUUGUGAUUGUCUCUCUUUUCACUGACUUUCUUUGCUUUCUCAAAUAAAGAUUUGUUUCUUACAUUAUUA
Molecule: messenger RNA, 1275 nt
Organism: Callithrix jacchus (white-tufted-ear marmoset)
Lineage: Eukaryota; Metazoa; Chordata; Mammalia; Primates; Cebidae
Gene: CLEC12B
Product: C-type lectin domain family 12 member B
Biological process (GO): natural killer cell inhibitory signaling pathway; negative regulation of signaling receptor activity
Cellular component (GO): external side of plasma membrane
Molecular function (GO): signaling receptor regulator activity; protein phosphatase binding
Source: RefSeq, a predicted model, not a curated record